Molecule: messenger RNA, 5880 nt
Organism: Labrus mixtus (cuckoo wrasse)
Lineage: Eukaryota; Metazoa; Chordata; Actinopteri; Labriformes; Labridae
Gene: eprs1
Product: glutamyl-prolyl-tRNA synthetase 1
Exons: 35
Coding region: 106-5163 (1685 amino acids)
Biological process (GO): prolyl-tRNA aminoacylation; translation; glutamyl-tRNA aminoacylation
Cellular component (GO): aminoacyl-tRNA synthetase multienzyme complex; cytoplasm
Molecular function (GO): proline-tRNA ligase activity; ATP binding; glutamate-tRNA ligase activity
Source: RefSeq, a predicted model, not a curated record
AAAACCACAGAAGAAGAAUCCUCUCGUGUUUGUCUGGCUGCUGUGGAGUUUGUAGAAACAGCGAACAAAACUUCACCACCUGUGAGGAAGACCGGCUUUCCCAUUAUGGCGUUAAACUUCACCAUCAACACCAGCAACCCCCCUCUAGGAGCGCUCCUGGCAGCAGAGCACGUGAAGGGCAGUGUGCAGGUAUCUGUGGAGGAAGGCAAAGACACGAGCCUUCAUGUCUCAGAUGCGAUCCAUUUCCACGAUGCUAACUCCAUCAGCCGCUACUUGGCUCGCGUGGCUCCCGCUCUGGGUCUUUAUGGAGCCAACAUGAUGGAGCAGACUGAGGUCGACCACUGGUUAGAGUUCAGUGCCCAGCGGUUGUGUGGUCAGCCUGGUUUGCCCGCUGCAUUGGGAGAACUUGACAAGGCGCUUUCCCUGCGGACCUUCCUCGUUGGACACGGCGUCACCCUCGCUGACCUUUCUGUCUGGGCAUCCCUCAAAGGUCAUGGCGAAUGGCAAGGCCAGAGCAAAUCCUUCACACAUGUCAGUCGCUGGUUCUUUUUCCUGAGCUCGCAGGUUCCCUUCACGGCGGUGGGAAACAAGUAUGCCAAGAAGAACCCUCCAAUGAGCAAAUCCAACUCGGAUGAGAAGAAGCAGGACGUUGGCAAGUUUGUGGAAUUGCCAGGAGCCGAGAUGGGCAAGGUGGUGGUUCGAUUCCCUCCUGAGGCCAGCGGAUACCUGCACAUCGGCCACGCCAAGGCUGCUCUGCUCAACCAGCACUACCAGGUCACAUUCAAAGGCAAGCUCAUCAUGCGCUUCGAUGACACCAACCCCGAGAAGGAAAAGGAGGACUUUGAGAAGGUGAUCCUGGAGGACGUGGCCAUGCUCCAGAUCCACCCUGACCAGUUCACCUACACCAGCGACCAUUUCCCCACCAUUAUGCGAUUUGCUGAGCAGCUGCUCUCUGAGGGCAAAGCCUACAUCGAUAACACUCCUCCCGAGCAGAUGAAGCUGGAGAGGGAGCAGCGCGCCGAGUCCAAAUGCAGAAAUAACACCGUCGAGCAGAACAUGAAGAUGUGGGCCGACAUGAAAGCCGGGACAGAGUUUGGUCAGACCUGCUGCAUGAGAGCCAAGAUGGAUAUGAGCUCCAACAACGGCUGCAUGAGAGACCCCACCCUGUACCGCUGCAAGAACACCCCCCACCCCCGCACCGGGAGCUCCUACAAAGUCUAUCCAACAUACGACUUUGCCUGUCCCAUCGUGGAUAGUUUGGAGGGGGUGACCCACGCCCUGAGGACCACCGAGUACCACGAUCGCGAUGAGCAGUUCUACUGGUUCAUUGAAGCGCUCCGCCUCAGGAAGCCUUACAUCUGGGAGUACGCCCGACUCAACCUCAACAACACGGUGCUGUCCAAGAGGAAGCUCACCUGGUUCGUGGAGCAGGGCUACGUCGACGGAUGGGAUGACCCUCGUUUCCCCACAGUCAGAGGAGUCCUGAGGAGAGGGAUGACAGUCGAGGGUCUGAAACAGUUCAUAGCGGCCCAGGGAGGAUCACGGUCAGUGGUGAACAUGGAGUGGGACAAGAUCUGGGCCUUCAAUAAGAAGGUUAUCGACCCAGUGGCUCCCAGGUUCACGGCUCUGUCCAGCUCCUACGUGGUUCCUGUUUCUGUCGCAGAGGCUGCAGAGGAGAUGAAGGAAGUGGCCAAACACCCUAAGAACGCAGAGGUGGGCAUGAAGGAGGUUUGGUACGGACCUCGUGUUCUGGUUGAAGGCGCGGACGCUGAGACGUUUUCAGAGGGAGAGACGGUCACCUUCAUCAACUGGGGAAACCUCAUCAUCACCAAGAUCAACAAAGGGUCUGAUGGGAAGGUUCUGUCCAUGGACGCUCGCCUGAACCUGGACAACAAGGACUUCAAGAAGACCACAAAGAUCACAUGGCUGGCUGAGACGAGCAGCGCCCCCCUGCUGCCCGCCAUCUGCAUCAACUACCAGCCUCUCAUCUCCAAACCCGUCAUCACCAAAGAGGACGACUUCAAAGACUUCAUCAACAAAAACAGCAAGUUGGAGGAGAAGAUGCUCGGAGAUCCGUGUCUGAAGAACCUGAAGAAAGGAGACGUCAUCCAGCUCCAGAGACGAGGUUUCUACAUCUGUGAUCAGCCCUAUGAGCCAGUCAGUCCUAACAGCUGUAAGGAGAGUCCGUGUGUCCUGCUCUACAUUCCUGACGGACACGUCAAAGAGAUGCCGACUGCCGGAUCCAAGGACAAGAGCAAGAGCCAGGCCUCCGGUAACACGCCUGCUGCUUCAUCAAAGGCUGCGUCCGUAAAGGCUGCCUCGUCAAAGGCCGCGCCCGCCUCCUCCCCAGCACCUGCCUCAGCCUCCGCCCCAGCCGGAGACUUAUUCUCCAGCAUUGUAGCACAAGGUGAAACUGUACGCCAGCUGAAGACCGCCAAGGCCCCCAAAGAAGAAGUGGACAAGGCGGUUCAGCAGCUGCUCUCUCUUAAGGCACAGUUUAAGCAACAGACCGGCGUGGACUACAAGCCAGGCAUGGCUCCUCCCACCACAGCUACAGCCCCGCCCGCCAUGUCAACAGACACUGCCUCUUGUCCGUUCACCCGUGUUACCCAGCAGGGGGAGGUGGUCAGGAAGCUGAAAGCAGAGGGAGCAACUAAGGACCAGAUCGACGUAGCGGUGAAGCAGCUCCUGGCUCUCAAGGCAGAGUUUAAGAAGCUGACCGGUCAGGAUUACAAGCCGGGGAUGGCCCCUUCCUCUCCUGCCUCCUCUGUUCCUUCUUCUGCAGCCAAGUCCUCCGCUUCCUCCUCUUCCUCUUCUUCUUCUUCCUCCUCCUCCUCCUCUCCUUCAGGCCUGUAUGAGCGCGUUUCACAACAGGGGGAGGCUGUGAGGAAACUGAAGUCUGAAAAAGCCCCCAAGGACCAGGUUGAUGCAGCGGUGAAACAGCUGCUGGCCCUGAAGGCAGAGUACAAACAGGCCACAGGUCAGGACUACAAGCCUGGAGCGGCUCCAGUUCAGAAAGCCGCCGCGCCCGCACCAGCCCCCGCCCCCGCACCAGCACCAGCACCCGCCCAGAACACCUCCGGAUCUGCUCCUGCUGGCGGCCUGUACGAGAAAGUGGCUGAGCAGGGAGAGGUGGUGAGGAAGCUGAAGGUUGCAAAAGCCCCCAAGGAUCAGGUGGAUGCUGCAGUGAAGCAGCUGUUGGCUCUUAAAGCAGAGUACAAACAGCAGACUGGACAGGAUUACAAACCAGGAGCAGCCCCUGCCAGCCCGGCCCAGACGCAGUCCAGCGCUCCUUCAACCAACUCAGCCCCGCAGGCCCAGCAAUUAUUCUCCCAGGUAUCCCAGCAGGGGGAGCUAGUGAGGAAGUUAAAGUCUGAGAAAGCCCCUAAGGAGCAGGUGGAUCAAGCCGUGAAGACCCUCCUGGACCUGAAGGGCCAGUACAAGACGCUGACCGGGGAGGACUACAAACCAGUGGCCGCCGCAGGAGCCAGCGGAGGAGAGGACAAAAACCGCAAAGAGAGGGAGAACAAGUCUGAGAAACAGGGAGGAGGUGGAGGUGGAGGAGGGAAGAAGGGCAAAGGAGACAAAGGCAACCAGGGGAAAGAGGCCUCAGGAGGAGCAGGAGGCUCAGGAGAGGGUCAGGGGCCGAAGAAACAAACACGGUUGGGCUUAGAGGCCAAGAAAGAGGAGAACCUCGCCGACUGGUACUCUCAGGUCAUCACUAAAGCAGAGAUGAUCGAGUACUACGACGUGAGCGGCUGCUACGUGCUGCGGCCCUGGUCCUUCUCCAUCUGGGAGUCCAUCAAAGAGUUCUUCGACCGCGAGAUCAAGAAGCUGGGCGUCGAGAACUGCUACUUCCCCAUGUUCGUGUCGCAGGCCGCGCUGGAGAAAGAAAAGUCCCACAUUGAAGACUUUGCUCCAGAGGUUGCCUGGGUGACCCGGUCAGGAAAGACUGAGCUGGCCGAGCCCAUUGCUGUGAGGCCCACCAGUGAGACAGCGAUGUACCCCGCCUAUGCUAAAUGGGUCCAGUCCCACAGAGACCUGCCAAUCAAACUCAACCAGUGGUGUAACGUUGUGAGAUGGGAGUUCAAACAUCCACAGCCCUUCCUGAGGACCAGAGAGUUUCUGUGGCAGGAGGGUCACACAGCCUUUGCCACCAAAGAGGAGGCAGCUGAAGAGGUGCUUCAGAUCCUGGAUCUGUACGCCAGGGUGUAUGAAGAGCUGAUGGCGAUCCCCGUGGUGAAGGGGAGGAAGACGGAGAAGGAGAAGUUUGCAGGAGGAGAUUACACCACCACCGUGGAGGCUUUCAUCUCAGCCAGCGGCCGAGCCAUUCAGGGUGCUACGUCCCACCAUCUUGGACAGAACUUCUCCAGGAUGUUUGAGAUCAUGUUUGAGGAUCCAAAGAGGCCGGGGGAGAAACAGCUAGCUUUCCAGAACUCCUGGGGAAUCACCACCAGGACCAUCGGGGUCCUCACCAUGGUGCACGGAGACAACAUGGGACUCGUGCUGCCGCCCAAGGUGGCCUGUUUGCAGGUUGUCAUCAUCCCAUGUGGCGUCACCGCUUCGCUGCCAGAGCAGGACAAAGAGGCUCUGAUGGCUCAGUGCUCGAAAUAUAACAGCAGGCUGCUGCAGGCCGACGUCCGGGUGAAGACUGAUGUCAGAGACAACUACUCCCCCGGGUGGAAGUUCAACCACUGGGAACUCAAGGGAGUCCCGAUCCGUCUGGAGGUCGGUCCUAAAGACAUGCAGCAGCGACAGUGUGUGGCUGUGAGGAGAGACACGGGAGCUAAGGUGACGAUUCCAGAGGCGGAGGUGGAGAAGAAGCUGGUGGCCAUGUUGGAGGACAUCCAGAACAACCUGUUCAAGAAAGCUUCCGAUGACCUGAAGAACAACAUGGUGGCUGUAGACACGAUGGAAGAGUUCCAGAAAGAGAUGGACAAGGGCAAGAUCGUCCAGAUUCCGUUCUGUGGAGGGAUUGAGUGUGAGGAUUGGAUCAAGAAAACCACUGCCAAGGACCAGGACCUGGAGCCUGGAGCUCCAUCCAUGGGAGCAAAGAGCCUCUGUAUCCCCUUCUCCCCCCUGAAGACGCUGCAGCCGGGCCAGAUGUGCGUCAGCGGCAAGGAGGCUGCUCAGUACUACACCCUGUUUGGACGCAGCUACUAAAAAGCUGCUCUACUUAAAUACCGUACUCCGUAAAGGGCUCUCACACCUUCUCUCAUUUUAUCCUUUUCUCUAAUCUCAUGGGGGGGGGGGGUACGUAGGGUAACAGGUAUAUGGAGGUGACUGGGAUUAUGUUUCUGUAUUUGUAUUAACAAAUCGUCUAACAGAAAAAACGUUUGUAGCACUGUUCCUCUCCCACACGGCUGUUUCCUCUUUCAGUGAACACUCAUGAUGAAUGAACACUGUCUGUGUCUCACUGUGUGAGGAAGGAUAACACCCGACAGCUGGCCCAUAGAGCAUGACAUUACCUUUCUGUUUGCAGUCCUUUCAAAACGCUUCACCUAAAAUGUCAAAUUGACGCUGUUGAAUUUAAAAACCACUUCUGAAUUACAACCCAUCUUAGUUUAAGUUUUUUAACGAUUUUGAAAUAAUGAAAAGUGUUUUCCUGAGAUCUGGGGGAAGGGUCUCUGUGUCUGCCAGCGGUCUUAUCUCCAAACUGUCUCAGGACCUCUGCAGAUUCUCGUUGUCAUCGCCGCCCUCCUCCUCCUCUAUUCAUUUUGAGUGGUUACCGUUUGUGGUUCAUUGUUUCCGACUUAAUAAAAGUAAUACAGCCGAGCCAGAUGACGACCUAUAUUGUUACUGUUCAAUCAAAACAGCCCUGUGUCCACUUCUCUCCUGUCUCCCUCUUCUUUGUGGAUAAUAAAGUCAUUUCCAUGGCAA